This is a messenger RNA of Pararge aegeria (speckled wood butterfly), 1467 nucleotides long. RefSeq names its product opsin-2-like. The record is from RefSeq and is a predicted model, not a curated record. Gene Ontology annotation, cellular component: membrane. Gene Ontology annotation, molecular function: G protein-coupled receptor activity. The coding region runs from base 41 to 1189 and encodes 382 amino acids. The transcript is spliced from 8 exons. Gene Ontology annotation, biological process: visual perception; G protein-coupled receptor signaling pathway. Lineage: Eukaryota; Metazoa; Arthropoda; Insecta; Lepidoptera; Nymphalidae.
CUGUGGUAGGCCGCGCAAACUACCGAGGACUGCUCACAGGAUGAUCCCCAUACCCAGCAUGGACAACGACACCCAAAACUUUAACACCUAUGGUGCUUAUUUUGCACCUUUACGAUCCGUUGAUGGCACAAAAAUGUUGGUUGAAGGCCUAGAAGGAGAAGACCUGGCAGCUAUACCGGAGCACUGGAUGUCCUAUACGGCACCGCCUGCCAGUGCUCACACUGCUCUUGCAUUGCUUUACUGUUUUUUUACCGCCGCUGCCUUGAUCGGAAAUGGAAUGGUCAUAUUUAUAUUUGCCACGACGAAAUCUCUAAGGACGUCAAGCAACCUCCUGAUCCUAAACUUAGCAAUAUUUGAUUUUAUAAUGAUGGCGAAAGCUCCGAUCUUCAUUUACAAUAGUGCCAACCGUGGAUUCGCUACAGGCGUUCUCGGGUGUCAAAUAUUUGCCCUCGUAGGGUCAUACAGCGGUAUUGGUGCUGGUAUGACUAACGCUUGCAUCGCUUAUGACAGACAUUCAACGAUAACACGACCACUAGAUGGGCGACUAUCGCGUGGUAAAGCUUUGCUGAUGAUAGCUUGCGUAUGGAUUUAUGCUACGCCUUGGUCCUUACUACCACUGUUUAAAAUUUGGGGUCGGUUCGUACCAGAGGGUUAUUUAACGUCCUGCUCCUUCGACUACCUUACAAAUACUUUUGACACAAAACUAUUUGUAGCGUGCAUAUUUGUCUGCAGCUAUGUUUUCCCUAUGUGCUUCAUAUUAUAUUUCUACAGCGGCAUCGUCAAACAAGUGUUUGCGCACGAAGCAGCAUUAAGGGAGCAAGCGAAAAAAAUGAAUGUAGAAUCUCUACGGUCGAAUCAGAACGCAGCAGCCGAGUCAGCUGAAAUCAGAAUAGCGAAAGCGGCACUUUCGGUGUGCUUCCUCUACGUGGCUGCAUGGACACCAUACGGUGUGAUGGCGCUCAUAGGAGCUUUCGGCGACCAGAACUUACUGACUCCGGGUGUAACCAUGAUACCCGCGGUUACAUGCAAGGCUGUAGCGUGCAUCGACCCGUGGGUUUAUGCGAUCAGCCAUCCUAAAUACAGACAAGAACUUCAGCGACGUAUGCCCUGGCUUCAAAUCAAUGAGCCGGAUGACAAUGCGUCAACCGGGACAUCUAACACUACAAAUUCUUCGGCUCCUACAGCGUAACUGACAAUAAAGUUAAAACCUUGCGACUUUGAACGGACUACUGUAAUGAUAUUAUUAAAGCAAUUGAAAUGAAAAAUACAAAAAAAAUAUUACCUUAUAACUGACAAUGUUAGGUUAAAAAGUUUUUUUUUUAAUGUAAAGUAACUUUUUUACAGUUUAUCUUAUAUUUAAGCUCAAAAUUGAGAAUUAAAGGGAAAUCUAUAUGACGAAAAUGGCUACACUAACGGUUUUUGAUUAUAAAAAUAUACUAAAGUAUAUAUAUGUUAUGUAUAAUUAAA